CAGGACAGGGUCGGAAGGGGACUCCUAGCAGGGAGCUGAGCGCCCUGAACUGGGGUGCGGGCACUGGAGCAGCGGCUCUCCGCACUAACUCUCCUCGCCUCGUCAGCGGGGCCCCUGCCUCAGAGCCCGGCAACUCGCGGCCGUCGCCCGUGCAGCCCGAGUGCCCCUUGUCUCCCCUGCACGUGUCGCGCCCCGCACGCCCCGUCUGGCCGCCGCGAUGAGCGAGCUUAACACCAAAACAUCCCCGGCAACCAACCAGGCAGCUGGCCCAGAGGAAAAGGGGAGAGCUGGCAAUACCAAGAAGGCUGAGGAGGAGGAGGAGAUUGAUAUUGAUCUGACGGCACCAGAAACAGAGAAGGCUGCCCUUGCUAUUCAGGGCAAGUUCCGGCGAUUCCAGAAAAAGAAAAAGGAUCCCAGUUCCUGAAUAACCAGCCUUACCCUUCACCUUGCUCCCUUCCCUUCCCUUCUCCACAGCUCUUACUCCCAUGUAUCUUUGUCUCUUUGUCCCUCAAGCUUCUCGUUGAGGCAAGUCCAACCCUUAUACAUUAUUUUCUCUGGCCCCUCAAGCCAUCGCAGCCGCAGAGGCACAAGGAACACAGGGAAGAUGAAGAAUUCAACAGGCAGCCACUUGCUUAAGGGUGGAACGUUUUCUCCUUGGGAUACAGCUCCUUGAUCAGUACCUGUGCCUGCCUUAUGAGGUUGAAGAGGAAGAGGAUUUGAGGUUGAGAGAGGGACCCCUGACAAUGUGGGAGGGAGGGAAAAGCCUUCAGAGUAGGGUGCCCGAGGGUGGGUCAUAUGCCCUGUUCCACUGGUUACAACAUUUGCACUUCAGGUAGCAUUUUUUCCCUUCACAUCCUUCUCAUCAGGACCUCAACUUCCCUCCUAUGAGCUAACCCACCAUGGGGACUGGAGCCUCCCUUUCCCCUGGGCAGACCUAAAUCAAGCUGCUCCCAUGUUAGUGCAUGCUCAGUAGAUUAGUUCCAAGGAAGGGAGACUGGGACUGGUAGAGACAAGGAAAAGUUUCCUUCAUCGUCUAGUCUAGAACCAUAAGGGGCAGAAGUGGAAGAGGUUCAAGGGGCCACAGGCAGGGAAAUGGGAAGAUUUGGGAAGGAAAUCGCCAGUUGAUUUGGGAAGAAAAGAAAAAUGAAGGAGGAGGAGAGCUCUAAGGACACAAGUUACUGCUGGUAAAGGUGUACUAUAUGAAGGAUUCUUGGGGCUUUGUUAACCUGCCUACCUCUAACCCCUCCUGCCUAGCCACCCCCAGAGGCCACACAAACCAAGUGACCCUGGUAGUUCCCACCUGCCCCACUGUGGAGUCAGAGCAGAAGUGGAACAGCCACUCUAUGUGAUUUUAGCAUGUUUAAUAAUUAUGAAAACAAUAAACAAAAUCCUCAAAUAGG
This is a messenger RNA of Balaenoptera acutorostrata (minke whale), 1400 nucleotides long. It is a transcript of the gene PCP4L1, whose product is annotated as Purkinje cell protein 4 like 1. The transcript is spliced from 3 exons. Lineage: Eukaryota; Metazoa; Chordata; Mammalia; Artiodactyla; Balaenopteridae. The record is from RefSeq and is a predicted model, not a curated record. Bases 218 to 424 code for a protein of 68 amino acids.